CAACGCUCAUCCAAAGAAAUGGAAAAAAAAUCGCUAGAAACAUGUCGUGUGGCCGGUGACUGGGAACGGCGGCGCCGCUCCUGUUGUGGUUUGCUAGCGAUGGCUGGAGGCGGCACUCGCUCGGUGCCGGUGGCUGCCACAUGUGCUCCGGGCCGCCGCACCCCUUCUCACUUGUGUCUCCUUCUGCGUCUCAUCUAUCAGCUAGGGUUCCGCGGUGUGGUCAUCCGGGUGGCUGAGGAGAACGGCGGCGCAGCUUGCGCGUGGCCGUCUUCCGCAGGCUGGCUCCGCACUUCCUCUCGCUGUGCUAGCAGCAGAUGGGCCCAUCUGCCGAUUCAGAGGGCGGUGUACUGUUGGCCUGCGCCCUGCACGUCUCAGGAGGGCCACGGGUUCGCCACCAUGAAUUCGUCGGUUCAGAUUAGCAUUUCAGCUCAUCCAACCAAGCAGCCAUAUCCUCCGACUGCACCCACCAGAUGGUUGGAAUUGAACUAUGAAAGGACCAAGGCGAAAGUUUUUCAUGAAUUGGUGUUUAUCUAUUUAGUAGAUUCUGGAUAUCAGUUCCAUUACUCAGGGGCAAAUCUGAGGAUUUUCAUAGCACCGGAUAAAAUUAUCGCACCAUUGGAUAAGCUUCCAAGCAAAGAAUUUGACUAAGAGCAAAUAACCUUUAUCGGAACUGUAACCCACAAUCCAGCCACACCACCUACCUGCAAGCAAUUUCCGUCGUUACUGCAUCCAAAUCGUCAACCGUUUAUGUUUCUGUCCAAGGGAAAUCAGCCGCCGACGACCUAUCCAAUUUCAAGUCAACUCAAACUCACACUAUUUUCUACAUGAAUAAAAUCCCUCACAUAGAUGUCUUCUUCAUAGAACAAGACUUCAAAAAUAAUGAGAUUUAGUAUUCCUGACAUUGCGUGUUAGUUAUUUCUACCAUACAUUACUACUACCUCACUACAAUUUGCUGCAAUCUAA
Oryza sativa Japonica Group (Japanese rice) is the source of this 963-nucleotide messenger RNA. RefSeq lists its product as uncharacterized. Lineage: Eukaryota; Viridiplantae; Streptophyta; Magnoliopsida; Poales; Poaceae. The record is from RefSeq and is a predicted model, not a curated record.